AUGCAGAUACUGCUGCCACAGACACCCAGCCCCACCAUGGUACUCCUCCUGCUCCUGCUCCUCCUCCUGUUCCUCCUCCUCCUCCUGUUCCUCCUCCUGUUCCUCCUGCUCCUACUCCUCCUGCUCCUGCUCCUCCUCCUGUUCCUCCUCCUGUUCCUCCUCCUCCUCCUGUUCCUCCUCCUGCUCCUGCUCCUCCUUCUGCUGGAAGUUUCUAUAUGGAGGGGUGAACAUGCUGCAUGGGGUGGACUGGCCUCCUCUCCCCCUCAGCACAGCCAUCCCCCUCUCAGCGAGCAAAGGCGAGGGACGACUAGAAGGAACGAGAACGGGGCGGGGGGGGGGGGGACUCUCCCCUUCCUCCCCUCCCGCACACGCCCUCGGCUCACCGCCGAGCCUGGCCCGCGAAUCCAACCUCAAAAGCCUGAGGGGCGCGGGGCCGCGCGUCCCCCCGCCGCGACGCCUCAAAUAUCUCCCCGUCCACCGCCUCCUCACCCUGGCCGCGCUCCACUGGCGGCCCCUCCGUCGCCCCCGCCUCACCGUCCUCUCGCGCCGUCCUUUCCCCGCUCGCAGCCCCGGACCGCCGCCGGCCGCGCCUCACGCUCUCUUCCCCCUCUUCCCUUCUCUCCCCCCCCUUCCCGCCCUCCCCACCUCCCCUUCACACCUCUCCUCAUCCCGCCUAUCCCCUUCACCCCUCCGCCCUCUCUGCUCAUCCCUCCUCUCCGUCCGCCUUCGCCUCCCUCCUCACCCCUCCUUCCACCCGGCAUCCCCAUCCUUUCCCUCCUCAACACCCUCUCGUCCCGCCCUCUCCUCCACUUCGCAUCUACCUCUUAG
Molecule: messenger RNA, 828 nt
Organism: Knipowitschia caucasica
Lineage: Eukaryota; Metazoa; Chordata; Actinopteri; Gobiiformes; Gobiidae
Source: the annotation of a GenBank genome assembly